GGAUUCUCCAGACACAAAGGAAACCUGAAUGAAGGAUGGCAGGUAAAUUAGAUUGCUUCCAUUUGAAAGGAAGCGAUGGAGGAUUCAAUACCAAACAGAAAGACAUCUUCCAGCAACUUGAAUCACUUGAGACCAAGUACAAAAAUGACUUGGUUAAAAGGUUCUCAACAGGUGAUGAUGAGGAUAAUAAAGGGGAACUUUGUGAUGUAGAUGCUUCUGCAUCCUUUAGAGUUCCGAAGACCAUGCCUUCAAAGACAACCAGAGGAAGAGAGCGAUUCAGCGGAGACAGAAAAGAAUGGUCAAAGAAUGAAAGUCAAUAUAGAGACUCAGAGUACAAUAAAGACAAGCAUUCCACGUGGAAUAAUAAAAGGAGAAGCAGGCAACAUGACUACAGUAAUCCUGCCAAAUGGACAAAGUACUCUUUAGAAGACACUGACAUUGGAAUUGAAAGUCAGAAUAAAAAAAUUGCCUUCCAGUUCCUUGCAGAACAGCGUGCUCGAAACAAAGACUCUACAACAGAUGUUGUUGCAAAUCUAGAUGAUAAAAUCACCUUCUCAAAACCACUUGCAAAAGAAGUUAAUGAUACUGGAAAAACUAAUCCAAAAAUGUUUGGAAAUGUGUUUCGAAUGGAGGAGUGUGUAGUAGGCGUGCCCAAAAAAUUGAAGGCAAAAACAGACAGAAAACCGAAAGCAGAGUCGAUGCCGUCAACUCAUGUCCAGCUUGACUUAAAAUAUCUAGACGAUUCGGAUGAAGAAGAUCCAUUAACCAAAGGAAAAAAUAAACAAGAGGGUGAAGAAAAAAUAAUGUUUAGGAAAAACAAACAGAGAAAAUCCAUCAGAAAAAGAGAUGAAGAUACUUAGGAAUGAAAUUGAUAAUUGAAUUGAGUGAUGGAAAAACAACUGCCUUUUAAUGUCAACCAAAGUGUUGAAUAUAGAAUGCUGAAAUCAUUGUGAUAUCAAUUAUUUUAACUUGAGUAUAAUUACAUUCAUUUAAAAACAAUAAAUAAUAAUAUUAUCUUUGAAUUUUAAUUGCUGUUAAUACAUGUAUCUCUACUGUGACAGUUUAUUGGAUCUAUCCAACGGCAGCUGAGUAGCCAUAUUAGUAAAUACAGUUGUAUAAAUACUGUAGAUCGGUUGAUCUGAAGAAUAAUAAAACUAAAAUAUAGAGUACUACAGUGUUACGUCACGAUACCGCGCGAUACUUCUCUGUUGCUAUCGGCGACACAAAAUGCAUUCAACCGGACACCAUUAUUUUCACUAACUAACCAUUGAUCCCAAUUUCUAACGUAAUUAUUAAGAUGGGCGCCACCUGGUGUUGUGACAACACAACUGUUGUACUCUAUAACCACAAUUAAAUAGGAGUGAUGUUAUAUUGCCAGGCUAGCUAUUUGGAGGUGGUGGGUUCGAUUCCCACCCAAAUCACUUGCCAAUUUUUUUCGUAAGUAUUCGGGGACGUACUGAUUAUUCAGUACAAUAACUCGUCAGGCCAAAAUAUCACUCCUAUGAUGUUUUCUUGAUGCAAAGUCACAUUGAAAUCUCAAUUAAAUAAUAAGAAAUUUAAUAAUACUUUUGAAGAGUUCUUUUAAAAGCAUAAAAUGCAAUGUGAGUGGUACAGUUUUAUGGAUGUAUCUACCACAUACACACUCACCCUUGACCUGCCUUAGGCUACAGUCUAUAAAACGAGUUUUCGUAAUCUCGAAAGCUACGAUGAGAGCCUUAUAGUAGAGGCAGUAGACCUAAAAAAGAUCUAUUAAUCAAUCAGCCUCAAGGGCAGUAUAAGAGAGGCAGUAGAUCUAAAAAAUAUCUAUUAAUAAAUCAACUAUUAAUCAAUCACCCUCAUGAGGGCAGUGUACUCCCCAGGGAGCAGGGAAGGUUGCACGUUGUUCCACUUUGUCAUUGUAUGUUAUUGUUAUCCACUGUCCAGUGGUAAUAAUGCUCAGUGCCUUUUAAUCAUUUCUUGGAAUUGGCGCUAUAUAAAUAUUUGGGUAUAUUAUUAUUAUUAUAAUAGAGGCAGUAGAACUAAAAAAAGAUCUUAUCUAUUAAUCAGUCAGCCGAGUGUUUCUAC
Molecule: messenger RNA, 2064 nt
Organism: Anneissia japonica
Lineage: Eukaryota; Metazoa; Echinodermata; Crinoidea; Comatulida; Comatulidae
Exons: 1
Coding region: 36-860 (274 amino acids)
Source: RefSeq, a predicted model, not a curated record